Ailuropoda melanoleuca (giant panda) is the source of this 1578-nucleotide messenger RNA. RefSeq lists its product as uncharacterized. The record is from RefSeq and is a predicted model, not a curated record. The transcript has 2 exons. Lineage: Eukaryota; Metazoa; Chordata; Mammalia; Carnivora; Ursidae. Bases 214 to 1269 code for a protein of 351 amino acids.
CCUCCUCCACAGCGUCCCAGCCUGGGCGCCCCGAGCCCCACACCACUUCAGCCUCCCUCCUAUGUCCCAGCCUGUGUGGAUCGCCAGAGAACUUUCUGGUCCCUCUAUCCUUUCCUCAAAUACUGCGGUCAGGUCAGGCGGCAUGCAUCCUAAGUACACAGUUCAGUGAGUUUUGAAAAGAAGACACCUUUAUGACCAAUUAAGAAGUAGAGUAUGGCCAACACCCUAGAAAGUUCCUUCAUGGCCCUUUCCAUCCUGUGUCCCCCCCCCAGUCCUGGGAUUUCUGUCACAGAAAGCUGGAGAAGUGCACGACGCACUUUUAGGGCCUGGUUUGUUUCGCUCAGCACCUCAAGGUGUGUGCGUUUGUGGUACGUGUCACCGGCUAGUGUGUCCCAUGGUUUAUCCGUUCGCCUCUUGGUGGACAUUUGGGUGGUGUCCCAAGUUCACUUGUCAGGGACAUUUUUGGCCAAAUCUUCAUGUGGACGUGUGUUGUCAUUUCUUUGGAAUAAACACCUGGGAUUAGAAUGGUUGGAUCAUGGGGUCGGUGUACAAUAUAUCCGUUUUCCAAGUUGGCCAGGGCACCCUGCCCUCCAGCCGGAGUGGCUGAGAGUGCCAGCAGCUCCACACCGCCGUCAGCACUCAGGGAGUGGGGUUGGGAUGUGCGGAGUGGUGACACCGGCCCGGGCCACACUUUUGGCGCCGGCCUUCCCCUCUCCCUGGACCUCUCAUCUGUUGAUGCCCUCCCACGCGUACUGGGUUGGACAGUGUCCCUCUCUUCAGAACGUGGCCGUAUUUGGAAAGAGGGUCAUUGUAGGUGCACGUAAGUCGAGGCCUCCCUGGAUUGGGGGGGCCCCAAAUCCAGUGAUAAACACAAACACAGCGGAAAGAUGCCCAUGUGACCAAGGAAGCCGCCGUGGGGCGUGUGGCCACAGGCCGAGGAACUCAGAGCCGCUCGAAGCUGCAGGGGGCAGUGGGGACCCUUCCCUGGAGUGCCCGGGGGAAGUGGGGCCCUGCCUUGCGCUCACUUUGAUCAGACUUCUGGCGUCUAAGACUGUGAGAACAUGUCUGUUUCGUGUUGAGCCAAGUGGUUUAUGGUCACUUGUUACAGCCACAUCAGGAAGGGAACAGCCCCGCAACCCGUCAGGAGCUCUUGCACGGACUCAAGGGCUGGAGGGAGUGAGGGGGAGGGCUGCCUGGCAGAGCUCAGCCUUCAGGAGAGGGGCACGGCCACCCCUCGGAACUCACUGCCUGACCUCUGUCAUCCCUUAGUGCUCCCAUCCGCCACAGCCACAGCACGCAGAAGCCAAGGGUCAGGGAGCUCAUGCACGGGGCUCACUCGGGUCAGCCUCCAGGCAUGGCAGGUGGGCUGGUCUGCAGGGCAUCCCCUGAGCCCUCAGGGUCUCCACUGUCGCAUGGGGACAAUGACUGUGCCAGCGUCACCCAGGGCGUGAGGAUGAAGAGGUGAAGUUUGGAGAACAUGAGCCCAGUGCCUGCAUGUGGUCAGCUCUCGGGGCCUGACGCUGUGUGAUCUCCUGUCGGGGAUGGCCCUGCCUUGCUCUGUUCAGAGGACCAGCCUCC